AUGGAUAUUGAUCCUCGAUUACAUCGCCCCAGCGCCAGCGCCGGUGCUGGGGAGAGCAGCAACCCGUCGCCCUCGUCCGCGCACACCGUCACCUCCUCGUCUGCGACCGAGUAUCCCGACCCGAGCCUGAAUCACCACAACAACCAGUACGCCUCCCGACCGUUCCAAUCGCCCGAUCCUAACGAUCCGUUCGCCGAUCUGAAGCGCCCGCGCGCCUGUGAAGCCUGCCGCCAGCUCAAGGUCCGCUGCGAGCCAGACGAGGAUUCCAGGGGGCCAAGCGGCGGCGCGUGCAAACGGUGCGCAAAGGCUCGGCGGGCGUGCGUGAUCACUGCCCCGACGCGCAAGAGGCAGAAGAAGACGGACAGUCGGGUGGCAGAGCUGGAACGCAAGAUCGAUGCCCUCACGGCGAGUCUGCAGGCCUCGCAGGGUGGACCUCUUCCUCCCCUUCCUCCCCUUCCUCCUCUUCCUCCCUCUCUUCCGUCGGUUGCUCCCGCGGUUGCUCCUGCAGUGUCAAGUCGUGACGAUCCGCAGUAUACCGCGAGACGGUGGCUAGGCGCUGCUACGCAGCUUGCACCGGUUCGUAUUCCGUAUACGCCUGAGGAGGUGUCAGCAACAACCAGUUUGGCGGGGAAUAAGCGGCGGCUCAGUGGCGAGGUAAAGGAAUCCUCUUCAUCGGGGAGCCCUGCGACAUCGACGGCAGCAGGGACAGCAGCAGCAGCAGCAGCAGAAACAACAAGCGAAGGACCCGGGAAUGGACCCGGGAAGCACGGGCGAGUGUGGGCGGGCGAAGGCUCGAAAGCAGAGAAAGAAGCGACGCAGACGGUGGACGUGAUCGACCGGGGCGUCGUGGACCACGACAGCGCAAGCAAGGCAUGGGACCGGUACGUGAACGAGCUGGCGGAACAGCUGCCGAUCGUGGUGUUUCCCACGGGGACGACCAUGGAGGAGGUGCGGCGCACGAAACCGGUGCUCUUCCACGCCAUCCUGGCCGUGGCGCUGGGACCGUUCCAGCCGGCGCUGCAGCUCUCGCUGACCACCGAGUUCUACAAGAUGCUCGCCAAGCGCGUCGUCGUGCGCGGCGAGAAAUCCCUCGAGCUCGUCCAGGCCAUCCUCGUCACCUGUAUCUGGUACAUGCCCCCGGACCACUUCGAGGAGCUCAAGUUCUACCAACUCACCCACAUGGCCGUUGUCAUGGGCAUGGACCUGGGCAUGAACCGUCGCGCCCUCGCUUCCAGGCAGCAUGGCAACCUCCUCCAUCAGAUCAUGGGGCCCAAGCCCAACGCUGCUGAUCCCAAGGCUCCAGAGACUCGCCGCACCUGGCUUGGCUGUUACUUUAUGGCCGUCCAGGUGUCGGUCGCCCUGAGACGAACCCUCCUAGUUCACUGGCAACCGUACAUGGAUGAGUGUAUUGAAGUCCUGCAAACUUCGCCCGACGCCCUCCCCUCGGACCGUGUGCUGGUGCACUGGGCCAAGCUGGCCCAUCUGGCGGAGGAUGUGGCCUUUCAGUUCUCUGCCGACGAACCGUCCACCGAGAUGACCGUCUCCAAUCCCAAGGUUCAGUAUACCUUGAAGGGCUUUGAGAAGGAGCUCGAUCGAUGGAGGAAGCAGAUCCUCCCGGAGGAAUACUCUACUACUAUGAGACAGUUUGAAGAUGUGUUAAGCAUCUACAUGCACGAGAUCGCCAUGCAUACCGAACUCAACGGAGAAGGGCAGGGGACCUCUUCUUCCCCCCGGGGGGCGAAUAGCACGGCAGACGAGGAAGGCCGGAUUCCCGCGAGCGCCGCGCACAUCAACGCCCUGUCGUCGACGCUGGCUGCCGUGCACGACGCGCUGGACGUGGUCACCUCGGUGGACGUGCACAAGAUGACCGCGAUGCCGACCGUGGCGCUGGCGCGCACCUCGUACGCAUGCGUCGCGCUCAUCAAGCUGUGCGCCGUGGUGUCGGCCCCGGGCAACCGCGUCGGCCAGGUGAUCCCCGUCUCCAGCCUGAAAGUCGAGUACUAUCUCGACCGGGUGAUUGAUCACUACAACGCCGCAGGCCAGCUGGACGGCGGCCGCACCGCUGCCAAGUUCGCCGUGGUCAUCUCCAUGCUUCGCAACUGGUUCCGCAAGCGCCGUGAGCAGGAUCCCUCCCUCAAGCGACCUUGUGAGGUUACCACCACCAACAACAACAACACUAGCAGACCCGGCACCAGCCCGUUACAUCUCCUCAGCGAAGUUGCCAUGGACUCGAACCGGACACCCUACCCACGGACUUACGAAAGUCUACCGCAGAUCUCCCCUCCUCUGCAGCCGAGCUCGUCUGAUCCGACGGCGUGGUCGCCGUACCCGUCUGUCUCGCUGUCGCAGGGGUAUUACCCUUACCCCCAGCCAUCCACGACGCAACCGGAGCCGUACGACAUGUCGAGCAUGAUGCUGUACGAGGCGACAGGGUUCGUGCCUGAGCUGGGGCUUCCUGUCGGUCUGAACCCGGACAACAUGUUUGCGCUGGGCAACAUGGCAGACGACGGGCUGUUUUCUUUUCCUUUUGGGCCGGAUGGGGGGUUGAAUUAG
This is a messenger RNA of Penicilliopsis zonata CBS 506.65, 2553 nucleotides long. RefSeq lists its product as hypothetical. Bases 1 to 2553 code for a protein of 850 amino acids. The record is from RefSeq and is a predicted model, not a curated record. Gene Ontology annotation, cellular component: nucleus. Gene Ontology annotation, molecular function: DNA-binding transcription factor activity, RNA polymerase II-specific; zinc ion binding; transcription cis-regulatory region binding. NCBI's taxonomy places the organism in Eukaryota, Fungi, Ascomycota, Eurotiomycetes, Eurotiales, Aspergillaceae. Gene Ontology annotation, biological process: regulation of DNA-templated transcription; DNA-templated transcription. The transcript is spliced from 3 exons.